CGGCGGGGCCGCGCGGAGGCGGAGGCGGCCAUGGAGGGGCUGGCGGGGUACGUGUACAAGGCGGCCAGCGAGGGCCGGGUGCUCACCUUGGCCGCGCUGCUGCUGAAUCGCUCCGAGAGCGACAUCAAGUACCUGCUGGGCUACGUGAGCCAGCACGGCGGGCAGCGCUCCACGCCGCUCAUCAUCGCCGCCCGCAACGGGCACGCCAAGGUGGUGCGGCUGCUGCUGGAGCAUUACCGCGUCCACACGCAGCAGACCGGCACCGUCCGCUUCGACGGCUUCGUCAUCGACGGCGCCACGGCGCUGUGGUGCGCGGCCGGGGCCGGCCACUUCGAGGUGGUCAAGCUCCUGGUGAGCCACGGCGCCAACGUCAACCACACCACGGUGACCAACUCGACGCCGCUGCGGGCGGCCUGCUUCGACGGGCGGCUGGACAUCGUCAAGUACCUGGUGGAGAACAACGCCAACAUCAGCAUCGCCAACAAGUACGACAACACCUGCCUGAUGAUCGCGGCCUACAAGGGCCACACGGACGUGGUGCGCUACCUGCUGGAGCAGCGCGCCGACCCCAACGCCAAGGCGCACUGCGGGGCCACCGCCCUGCACUUCGCCGCCGAGGCCGGCCACCUGGAGAUCGUCAGGGAGCUGGUCAAGUGGAAGGCGGCCAUGAUGGUCAACGGGCACGGCAUGACGCCGCUGAAGGUGGCCGCCGAGAGCUGCAAGGCCGACGUGGUGGAGCUGCUGCUGGCGCACGCCGACUGCGACAGGAGGAGCAGGAUCGAGGCUCUGGAGCUGCUGGGGGCCUCGUUUGCCAACGACAGGGAGAACUACGACAUCUUGAAGACGUACCACUAUCUGUACUUGGCCAUGCUGGAGAGGUACCGCGACAGCCAGAACGUCAUCGAGAAGGAGGUGCUCCCCCGCAUCGAGGCGUACGGGAACAGGUCGGAGUGCAGGACGCCUCAGGAGCUGGAGGCCAUCAGGCAGGACAGGGACGCCCUGCACAUGGAAGGCCUGAUCGUGCGGGAGAGGAUCCUGGGCUCGGACAACAUCGACGUCUCCCACCCCAUCAUUUACCGGGGCGCGGUCUACGCCGACAACAUGGAGUUCGAGCAGUGCAUCAAGCUCUGGCUCCACGCCCUGCACCUGCGGCAGAAAGGCAACAGGAACACCCACAAGGACCUGCUGAGGUUCGCCCAGGUCUUCUCCCAGAUGAUCCACCUGAACGAGCCCGUGAAAGCCAAGGACAUCGAGAGCGUCCUGCGCUGCAGCGUGCUGGAGAUCGAGCAGGGCAUGGCGCGCAUCAAGACCAUGCUGGACGCCGACGUCCACACGGCCGUGGACAACUACGAGUGCAACAUCUUCACCUUCCUCUACCUGGUGUGCAUCUCCACCAAGACGCAGUGCGGCGAGGAGGAGCAGUCCCGCAUCAACAAGCAGAUCUACAACCUGAUCCACCUGGACCCGCGCACGCGCGACGGCUCCAGCCUGCUGCACCACGCCGUCAACUCGGGCACGCCCGUCGACGACUUCCACACCAACGACGUCUGCAGCUUCCCCAACGCCCUGGUGGCCAAGCUGCUGCUGGACUGCGGCGCCGACGUCAACGCCGUGGACAACGAGGGCAACAGCCCGCUGCACAUCAUCGUGCAGUACCACCGGCCCAUCAGCGACUUCCUGACGCUGCACUCCAUCAUCAUCAGCCUGGUGGAGGCCGGCGCCCACACGGACAUGACCAACAAGCAGAAGAAGACCCCUCUGGAUAAAAGCACCACCGGGGUGUCGGAAAUCCUCCUCAAAACUCAAAUGAAGCUGAGUCUCAAGUGCCUGGCUGCCCGCGCCGUGCGGAUCUACAACAUCGGCUACCGAAACCAGAUCCCCAGAACUCUGGAGGAGUUUGUCCAGUUCCACUAGGCCGCGCCCGCGACGGUUUUUUGUGUUCUUUCUUUUUUUCGUGGUGGUGCUAUCCCGGGAGGACGACACCAGGCAGCAGAAUACACCCGUGUCCAUCAAGUUUGUUUUUCUCCGUUCCUUUGGGUUUCGGGUUCCUCUGGGUUCUCGGGCGGAGACGCUGGAGGGCGGGGAAAAGCGGGAGAAGCCGCCUCCUUGUCCCGUAGUCGAAUCCGAGGUUUGGGGGUUUUGGCCCUUUUUUUUCCCCCCCCUUUU
Messenger RNA from Hirundo rustica (Barn swallow), 2166 nucleotides. RefSeq names its product fem-1 homolog B (gene FEM1B). The transcript is spliced from 2 exons. Lineage: Eukaryota; Metazoa; Chordata; Aves; Passeriformes; Hirundinidae. The coding region runs from base 31 to 1914 and encodes 627 amino acids. The record is from RefSeq and is a predicted model, not a curated record. Gene Ontology annotation, molecular function: protein binding.